AUGGAUAAUCGUUUGGAAAAAAAUGUAAACAAAUUAAUUGAGCGCUACAAGAAAACAAGUUUAUAAAUAGAUUAAAUGAUAUAACCAGAGUCAUAAAAUUCUCCACCUAUUAUGGUUUAUCAUACUAGGUCAAGAUAAAGCAAAGCAAAUAUAAAUGAUGAGUAAUUAAUAGAUUCUUAAAAGAUUUUAGAGAAAGCUCAUCUAGAGAAAAGAAAAAUCAUUCAAUUGAACAAAUUAGUAGAUUAAGAGAAACUCUAUAUGCUAAAGAGAAUUAAGAUAAAGAAAAAUAGGAAAGAUUAUUGAUAUUAAAUAAAGAAUUGAAAGUACUGUUAUAAUUUGAAAAUUAGAUGACUUUAAAAGAUUAUAUUUAAGCAAAUAAAGAAUUAGAGGGAAAGUUAUGUUAAAGAGAGCGAAAUAUCAAAUAACUAGAAUUUGAAUUAAAAUCUCUUUAAGAUUCCUUAACAAAGGUAGAUAGUAAUUAAAAAGAUCUUCGAUUAAAGUGUGAAAGUUAAGAUAAAAUAAUUGAAGAAUUAAAAUAAUAACUUCAUGUUUCCCGCUAACAAUUUCAAUCAAAAAAAGAGAAAAUUUAACUAUUAAAGAAAUAGAUUAAAUAAUUAGAAUAAUAAUAUGAAGAGCAGGGUUUAAAUUUUAGUAAGGAAUUAGAACGUGUUUAAAAACUAUGCGAAGAAUUUUCUGCUGAAAUGUAUCUGUUAAAUUAUUAUUAAAUAGUAAAAAUUAAGAAGAACAAAAUAAAUACUUGGAAGAUGAAAAAAGAUAACUUAAAAAUGAAACUAUCUCAAAGGAUGAUUAAAUUAGAUAUUUUGAUUAGUUAGUUUAAGAUAUAAGAUUUAGAGAUGAAGAUAAUUAAAAGUAAAUAGAGUACUUAUCUAAAUAAUUAAAAUAUUAAAAAGAUUAAACACAAUAGUAUAUAAAUAAAUAUGAAGAAUCUUAGACAUAUUUAAAUAAGCUUUAAUUAAAUUAAUAAAAUCUUGCCAUGAAUUUUGAAUAAGAAAUUAUUAAAAUUAAUAAUUAAAAUAAAGAUCUCUUUGAUAAAAAAAAAUUGAAAAUUAAUGAAUAUAGAAUAAAAGUAGAAUAAUUAUAAAUUAAAAAUAAUGAACUUCAAAAAUAAUUGGAUAACUCAGAUAAAAAAUGUUAAAUAUAAGAAUAUGAAUUAUAAAAAAUGUCUCAAAUUUCAUAAGAAUUAAAAUCACUUAAUGAUCAAAACAAUCGUAAAUUAAGUUUGAAUGAAUAGAAAAUUAAUUAACUACUCUAAGAAAAUUCAGAGCAAAAAUAAAUUAAUUUUAAUCAAAAGAAUUUAAUUACAGACUUUGAAUAAAAAGCUCAAUAACAACGAAUUAAUAUACAAUAGGUAUAAUCUAAUCAUUCUAAUGUAGCUAACUGAACAAAAUUAAAAUCUUUCUGAUUCUCUUUUUUAAAUAUAAAAAUAUACUAAAAAUUUAGAAUUUGAAUAUCAGGAAGAAAAAUAAUAAAAGGAAAUAUAAAUGGAUGAGAUUGAAUAAAAAAUUGAUUCUUUAUUUGAACAAUUAUAAUUCACAAAAGAUGAAUUAAAAGAUACUAAAUAAAAAGAAUAAGAUUUAAAAACUAAAUUAAAAUAAUAGGAAGUUGAGAUUGAAAAUUAAGUUUAAAAAGCAUUGAAGUAUAAAUAAUAAACAGAUGUUCUUAAAUAAACCAUUAAAAAUGUAUUCUUAUUUUAAUUUUAAAGUUAGAAGAUAAAUUUAAGAUUUGUGAUUCUCAAACAUAAAAUGUGUAAAUUUAAUAAUAAAAAUACGAAGAAUAAUAAAAUUAAUAAAAAUUAAAAGUUUUAGAAGAUAUUUAAUCAUUAAUCAAAUUACACCGGAAAAUAUGA
This is a messenger RNA of Paramecium sonneborni, 1867 nucleotides long. Lineage: Eukaryota; Ciliophora; Oligohymenophorea; Peniculida; Parameciidae. The record is from the annotation of a GenBank genome assembly.